Molecule: messenger RNA, 1350 nt
Organism: Acytostelium subglobosum LB1
Lineage: Eukaryota; Evosea; Eumycetozoa; Acytosteliales; Acytosteliaceae
Exons: 1
Coding region: 1-1350 (449 amino acids)
Source: RefSeq, a predicted model, not a curated record
AUGAUCACGCCUGGCACACUGCCAGACUCAAUCACCAAGUUGACAUUCAAACAUGAUGACCCACGCGCCAGAUCAUUGUUCAACAAACCUCUUCUACCUGGAUCGCUGCCUGCGUCACUGACCAAGUUGCGACUCAGCUCAUCGUUCGAUCAAGUGUUGGAGCCAGGCGUGCUCCCAGCGUCUCUAACAUCUCUCACUUUUGGACUUGGAUAUGUCACGAAGCUGGUCGAUGGGUCGCUGCCGCACGCACUCACCGAUCUUAGACUGAGCAACUGGUAUCACCAUACGUUGCCCCAUGUUCCCUUGCUAAAGUCCUUGAAGAUGUCCUACGCAUCACAUUCAUCGGUCAUCCCAGAUGGUCUGGAGACGCUUGUGACACUAAUGUUGGAGGGCACCUCUUAUAAUACAUUGAACAAUUUACUCAAACCAUGGCCAAGAACAUUGACCAAGAUCAUCUUAUAUCGUCCAUAUCAAAACAUGCCUACGCUGCCACCAUCACUCACCAGUCUGGUCUGCUUCGAAGUGCCAGACGCACGAGUAUUAGCCGGCGCCACUUCCCUCACACACUUGAAAGCGCACUAUCAAACAAGUCUACUGCGACCUGGCGACCUACCCCAAUCGCUCACGUCACUCUCACUAAACAUUCGCACAGCCAUCAACAGGAUCACGUGCAGUUUGCUUCCAUCAUCGCUCACGUCACUGAAGCUGUGUUGUGAAGAUGGUCUUGUUCGUGUGGUGGAGCCCGAUGCACUGGCACCACUCACUUCGCUGCGCAGCCUGGUGCUCGACCUCAACAAGGAACCGAUCCUGGGGGCACUGCCCCCAUCGCUCACAUCACUGAUCCUUGGCAAGAGACACAUCCACCCACUCACCAAUGUCAUACUCCCAGACUCCAUCACCAACCUUCAACUGCUCAAUCCAGAAGUCGACUGGCUGUAUCCACAUCCACCCAUGCGCCUCCCAUCCAAACUGAGACAUCUCACUUGUUCGACCACCAAACUAUACGCGCCUUUGCCCACGACUGUUCCCGAUACUUUGUCUGCACAUGUGACAGAGUGGCCCACAGGCGUGAGUCUCAACAUAUCGACUGAUGUGCUUCCUUUUGACACAGUGACAAUGGCAUCUGCUGGAAGAGUAUGCCAGGCAAUCUACACCAAUCGAUUUAGUGUACGGCAGUACCUUUGGAAAAGGUACCUGUUGGUUGCACCCAACAUUCAAACAUUCCGAAUUAAUGUCACUCUCGCUGGAAUCAAGUAUCCAUACUUCAUGCGACGCAUGGACCAAACAUAUAUUAUCGUUGUAUCUGGAUCAUGUCCAUCAUCACAUGUCCAAAUAAUAAAGUUUGAUUGA